Molecule: messenger RNA, 999 nt
Organism: Penicillium chermesinum
Lineage: Eukaryota; Fungi; Ascomycota; Eurotiomycetes; Eurotiales; Aspergillaceae
Product: Zn(II)2Cys6 transcription factor
Exons: 3
Coding region: 1-999 (332 amino acids)
Biological process (GO): DNA-templated transcription; regulation of DNA-templated transcription
Molecular function (GO): zinc ion binding; DNA binding; DNA-binding transcription factor activity, RNA polymerase II-specific
Source: RefSeq, a predicted model, not a curated record
AUGAGACCACACGAUCCUCAGAAGAGUCUUCCUCCCCUAGCCCCAGGGCCAGGCCGUUCAAUCGCACCACAGUCACACCGGCCGAUCAGCAGGACCAAAAAAAACUCGACGGCGUGCUUAGCAUGUAAAGCAGCCAAGAGGAAGUGCUCUGGAGAACCCGGCCCAUGUAAAGCCUGUGUCGGCGCGCACACUGAAGAAUACUGCCAAUUCGAUCGGACGAAAGAUUUGCGCCGUAAAGUAGCCGUGAAGAAAACGAUACAAGACCUGACGAGCUAUAAGGACUUGCUAGACUCCUUAUUGACGACAAUACGGAGCGGCGAGACGGGUACCGUUGAUACACUUGUGGAUAUGAUAAAAAGUGGGCGGCCGUUGAAGGAAGUUGCUAGCUUCGUGGGUUGCGAUGUCACUGACUUCAGAGACCCCUCAGCACUCUCCUUCGCGAGUCAAUCAAUAUCUGAGGAUGGGGAUAACGAGCCCGACGGAGCACCUCCAAGUCCUCCAGAGUCUGGAGCCAGACAUGGAUCUGUUCAGCACAAUCUGCCUAUAUGGGGAGGGAAGGAAGUGGCAAAUCUCACCACACAAACGGCUCGUGAUCCAUAUGCACGAGUUAGCUUGGAGAGCCUCUGUGAUGUACCCCUGUUCGCGGUUUCAGCGAAGCCAUGGACAUCCGUCACGGAUGAUGAUGAUCUAGUGUCACAUCUCAUCUCGCUAUUCUUUACAUGGGAUCAUCCAUGUUCUCAGAUUCUUGACCAAGGAACGUUUCUCGGAAAUAUGCAGCGAGGGCAAUCGGAAUCUGAAUUUUGCUCCCCGCUUUUAGUUAAUAGUAUCUUGUCAGUGGCAAGUACAAAUUCCGAUCGAGUCGGAGCCUUUGCAGAUAAUGAAGACCGGUUCUCACGAGGCCAACACUUCUUCUCGGCAGCAGAGGAACUUUGGCGGGCAGAGGAAGGAAACCCAUCACUGACUAGUGUCCAAGGCCUUCUUCUUAUGUGUUGCGUGUAA